ACAAGUCUGACGUUGUGAACCACUGCGCCUCAGAUGCGGCUACGGGCCUAAUCUGACAAGACAGGUGUUAAAACACGAUGGACUCCCCAAUGCGGAGGAUUAUGCGCCGUUAGCAUUCUUGCGAGGGCUGAACAAGCAAUAUCUGUGACGAUGGUCGGUGUGCCAGGUCGAUCCAAGGGUUGUGUGACGUGUAGGCAGAGGAAGAAGGGCUGUGACCUGAAACGUCCUUCUUGUAGUCAAUGCCUUGAACGCAACAUCAGGUGUGGAGGCUACGACCUGGGCCGAGUCUUUAUCACCAGUAAGUAUGAGUCCACGCCACAGGCCAGUGUGCGGCCCGCCAAAUGUAAAAAUCCCGCGAAAGAUAUGGUGGUCGUCACAGCCUCUACAUACCAUGUGAUGCCUCAGUCUCUCGCACAAACUGCCUUCCGUGCAAAAGGCAUGGAAGCCGCCUUUGAUCUGUUUCCUACACACCAAUGCACACGAGCAGCCCUCCAGUUUGCAGGCCAAUUUUCUACGCUUCUCCCGACUCUGAGUAUGCAAGAUGAGGCGCUUCGUCAGAUGAUUUUCGCCGUUGGCUUAGUGACGCUCGGGAAAGGAUCCAAUGACCAGAUGGUUCUUCGCAAAGGCCGGAUGAUGUAUGGGAAAGCACUCCAGGAGCUGGGAACAUCACUGCAAAAUCCCCAACAACGGGCAAUCGAGGCUUUGCUCGCUACCACCAGCUCGACGCAGGCUCGGAACUGGAUGAGCCAUGCCCAGGGGGAGAUUGCUCUGAUUGUAUCGAGAGGUCCUGAAGCCUUCACCACAGACACUGCGCAUCUCAUGUUUACACUUGCUCGAUACAACUGCGCUAUCACCGGAAUACGGUCUCGUAGACCGGUUGUAUUCAAUGAGAAACGGUGGAAGACAGUUCCUUGGCAAGGAAGAACAAAGUCUGCCAACGAUGGCAUCAUCGACAUCCUCUUGGAUAUCCCUGCUCUCCUUGCAGAUCUCGACUACUUGGAUCACAUGUUACCCGACGACCAGCGCUUUGAAGAACUCAAGAACAAAACUACCACGAACUGUUGGGCAGUUCAUCGCGAACUCCAGGCAUGGGUUGUAGAAAACUCACAUGAAGUCUAUACACCUAACCUAGAGGCACCAGUCCCUAUUGAGUUUCCUAGUCUGGGCGUGGCGACGCUCUCUGUACGCUACUGGGCGACAGCAACUAUUCUCUACCAGUCUCUCGAACGUGCCUUACGCUACUCAGCAGGUCAAACGCUCCCGCCACAUCUUGAACGCCCACGUGGUCGAGUGUACGCCCGCUUCAUCGUGCGUUCUGUAUCCUGGCUCUUCAAGAGGGAUCAUGGGGUGGCUGGUCCCUCGACUGUGUUGUUCCCGCUCGGCAUAGCCUUGAUGUACCUAAGGCAAAGCGAGUUACCGGAUCCAGAAUACAUGGAUCUGGUAUUCGCUAAAUGGGACGACCCUGACUGGCCUCGGUCGGUGAAAGACUUCUUGAGAAGCAUGAGCAGAGCUAUUAAUUUACCAACCCGGACAAUCUCGGAGAACCCAGUCACAUGUUCAACGAGCGAGCUGAGACCAGUGUACGACAUAGAUGGUAAUGCUCUCAGUGGUCCGCGUCUUAAUCCAUCACGAUUCAAGUCAAAACAAGUAGACAUUAUACAUUUGAAUGGGUAUUCCAAGGACUCAACACGAGCAACAAACGCCAACGCUAUGCAACAACACGUAUCACCGGCAGCUACCAGUACGAGAACUAUACCUUAGUCAACCUCGAUUAACCCAGGCCCAAAUAUCGCCGCCUCCGCCAUCUUAUCCGCACCCGCAAAUUCAUCCGCUCCCAUCGUGACCGCCGCAAUAGUCAACCCGUUCAUGAGAAAGUCGUCAUACGGGAAUGGUGCUUCAAAGAACACCUUGUCGCCAUCCAUCUUGACGUUUUCGAACUUCUGCACAAUCGGCUGGUUCUGGCCGUUCAAAUACGUCAGCCGCAUAUCGUUCGUGUCGAACAUCCCGGCAUCUUUCAUGUUGAACGAGAACUUGAUGUUUUGGUUCUCAGCCGGAAUCGUUUUCGUUUCAACAGUCAGCGGCUUGA
Boeremia exigua is the source of this 2086-nucleotide messenger RNA. RefSeq lists its product as uncharacterized. The coding region runs from base 151 to 1761 and encodes 536 amino acids. The transcript is spliced from 4 exons. The record is from RefSeq and is a predicted model, not a curated record. NCBI's taxonomy places the organism in Eukaryota, Fungi, Ascomycota, Dothideomycetes, Pleosporales, Didymellaceae. Gene Ontology annotation, molecular function: zinc ion binding; DNA-binding transcription factor activity, RNA polymerase II-specific. Gene Ontology annotation, biological process: regulation of DNA-templated transcription.